AGGUAAGGAUCCCUGUAUCCGAGAAAAUCCUAUCAUUACCCCUUGUGACUACCCCACCCUCUCCUCCGCAAAAACAUCACCCUUCACAAAUAGCCACCUUCUUCAAUGGCAGCUAUUCGUACUGCCUACUCGUCCCUACUGGGUAGGCCUGCGAUCAGCGCUUUGUCUCGUGUCAUUGGGAGAGUCCAUAGCUCGUCCUCCUCAUCCUCCUCCUCAACAUCUGCCAUUUAUUACAAGGCUCUUCACCGCCGCGUGAACCCUUUGCCUACCACUGAUCCUCCAGCAUGGUCUGCUUCGGCUGCAGUUUCCUCAAUCCUUUAUGAGACUCCACUACCUUCGGCCAAUCCUCCAAAGCGCCAUAUCUUAAAUUGCCUCGUUCAAAACGAGCCGGGUGUUCUCUCACGGGUUUCGGGUAUCCUGGCAGCUAGGGGGUUCAACAUCGACUCGCUAGUAGUUUGCAAUACUGAAGUUCCCGACCUUUCUCGUAUGACAAUUGUCCUAAGUGGACAGGACGGGGUGGUUGAACAGGCACGGAGACAAUUGGAAGACUUGGUUCCUGUUUGGGCUGUUCUGGAUUACACUGCGGCACCUCUCAUUCAGCGUGAGCUUUUGCUCGCUAAAGUCUCUAUCCUUGGCCCGGAGUAUUUUGAGGAGUUGCUGGCUCACCACCGCGAGAUUACUGCUGAAAAUGCAGAGGCGCUUGGUGAGCAUGGGGUUGCGCACAGGGACGGCGAUUACCACCCCUCUAAGCUUCCAAUUUCCCAAGCAUUGAGGCAUAAACACCAACAUCUUCACGCUGUCACUCAAUUAACUCAUCAGUUCGGUGGAAAGGUGUCUGACAUCUCUGAGAACAAUUGCAUCGUGGAGCUGUAAGAAUAUUUAUGAAAAACCAAUUUCUUUUGCCCUUUCUUUUCUUUUCUUUUUUUUCCGCUCUACUGACAUGUAGUCGGGAAUGACAUGUAAGAUCAGCAAAGCCAUCUAGAAUUGAUGCGUUUAUGAAGCUUAUUGGGCCAUUCGGUAUUCUCGAGUCUGCAAGAACCGGUACCAUCUCCCUUAGAGCUGGAAUUACCCGGAGGGGUAGGGGAUGAUGUCACUAACUUUUGGGAUAGGGUUAAUGGCGCUGCCACGAUCUCCCCUACAAUCGAGAACCGAAGAAAUCGAGGCCAAGGAUGCAGGUGAUGUGGUAGAUGCUAGCACACUCCCUCCCGGCUAAGCAAUAUGUACCUUUGUCUCUUUGGGGGGGUCUAAAUCUACGAACGAAAUUCACCUGUGUAUAUUAUAUCAACUGCAGAUGGACUCGAUAUAGAUGGUACCUGGCUUUUAGUAUCUCUUUCAGGAAGAUUAAGGUUUGAGCGCAACAAAGAACCUUAUGUUGGUAUACAAAAGUUUGCCGCUUGGGAUGUGCCCCGAGUGUAAACAAGCUGUGAGUUGUAUUCAUUUUGUGAGCCGUAAAGACAAAGACUAUCAAAGGCCAACAAACCAGGCCCACAUAUAAAGAACGCGAAAGGGGGAGAAAGCAAAUCAUACAUAGAAGGCAAAAUUAUCUCAAAUGAAUGUUUGCUCCUAUAGGAUUAGUCGAAUUGUAGAGUACCUCCAUCUGCAGCUUGCCGACGCGCACCAAACAUGAUGCCUCGGCGUGAACAGCCAAUCUUCCACCCAACGCUUUCCUCAUUGCUUCAUACCCCACGCCCCCAAGCUUCCAACGCACAGGAAUCCUGGGUGUGGUUGUCCUUCCCUCCGCGGCUGGCCUGAUGGCAAAUGGUUUUGAAGACUCAAUUUUCCCUAAUUCAUUGCCCUUAUAUUUUGCGGUACCGUUGAUUGCUUCUAUCAUAACCUUGUCUUUGCGGAGAGGAUUGUUGAGGAGAAAAUCGGCUGUCGAUGAUAUCAAAUGAAUCUGGAGUUGGAAAGAAUAAUAAUUUAUAAGUACUUCUCCGGGAUAGGCUAGUGCUGGUAUCUGGGGGCCAGAUAUGCUUACUGUUGCGGACUCAAUAAAGUUUGGAGCGGAAUCGGAUGGCCCACUCUUUCCGGGCAUUGGGAGACGUGGGGUUGGAAUGGUCACAUUGAAGUUUGAGAGAAGCUUGGAUAGUAGUGGCAUGGAGGGUAUGCUAUUGGCGUGUGGGCAGAUAGUAAUUGUGGUGUUGUAGCCUAUCAUUUUUGUUAAGUUUGAGGGGAUGCAAGAGAAUAAAUCUAAGGCACAUACCAGAUAUGUACUCACCAGCGAGGCGUUUACCCGCGUCCUCAGCCUCGUGACCUCCAUGAGCCCGAGGAUCCCAGGUCGUACCGAUAUAGAGAAAGUUUGUUCCCGUUGUCAGAUGCCCAUUAACUAAAGUGGCAUUCCCUAAUACAAAGCCAUCGUGCGUGAUGUGAACAUUCAUGUGAGGAACGACAGCCUCCCAAGGAGUUGGAUUUUCAAGACUUAGAUCAAUUCCAAGUGUGAAAGACUGGGUCGUUGUAUCGGUAAUGAGUAGCUCGCUAAUUUUUGGUAAUGGGAUAUGGGUGGCCCGGAGUCCAUCAAUCUUUAUAUUUCCCGAGGCUGGGAUAUCCCUGACAACGAAGUUCCCAAGGUCGGUUUCGAUUCCUACAUCAGUGGAUCCAUCAAUGCUGAGAAAUAUCGGUUUUCCGUCGCCAGAGAGAAGUUUCUGAACGAUUUUAUCAAAGAUAUCGUAAUCCUCGAUGUCCAGCAGGGAAUCGCGAACUUCGGCCCGAACAUAAAGGUACGUUGACCCACCUGAAGCAGUGGAACUUGCUGGGAUCCAUUUUGGAAAAUGCAGGGUUCCGAAUUUUUGGCCUUCAUAAAAUACGUCUGCGGUAGCCUUUAAGCGACUGACGUCUAAUGGAAAGUUCAUACUUCGAGGUAGGCGAACUGUAGCAAGCACGUCCGCGCUCAGUCGUAGUGAUGCCUCCGGUGUUCCUGCUGGGGCAUCUGGAGAGGGAAGCUGAAAUUUAACAUGGGACAAGCUGAACGAUUUCACAAGGCUAUCGAAACUGUGCCCGGGAAAGGGGACUGGGAGGGUGAUGCUUUGAAGAAAUUCUUGCAGCCAGCUAGGAGCAUUGGAGGUCGGAGGUUGCGAUCCUUGGAUGUAUACGGUAGUAUCUUUUCCGUGCAGAUAGGUGCCUAAGAAUAUGUCGAUCGGUGAUAUAUCGGAACCUGGGCACGCAGUUACGAGUUCCUCUGGAAUAUUGCGGAUAAUUCCAAACACAUCCACACCAAUGUCGGUUUUAGAUUCGACAGAGAGGGGAGAAGUUUCAGCAGUGGCUAUAUUGACUAGAUCAUCUGCCUUACACCCGGACAAGAAGAUGGCAAAAAAUAGAGGUGGUACAUCGAAUUCCACUGGAUAAGGGUUCUGCACAACGGCAGAGAAAUUGACACUGAGCGCUUUCUGUUCUGGAAGAGUUAUUUCUCCAAUAUCCAUCCGAUUAACCUGGAACUCAGGUAGAGAAGGCAGUUCUGGUUGACGAUGUCAGUCUAUUGACCGGGGUAUUUUAUUGCUUGUAUAUGGAACCUUCAAAGGCCAUCUCUGCGGAUAUUUUCUGAGUCCCCAAGUGAAGCAGGCCCGACUUCAACAUUAAAUCAGCUACACCAAGCACCCUGAUCUUCCUUAAUCCCCCAACAAGAUAAUCGUUGGCUAGGUCCCGAAUAGCAUCUGGAGAGCCUAGUUUGACGUCGGACACGAAGUCCAGCUUCGUGAUUUGGCCAUUCUUAACAGCGAUUAUCAUUGGCGGGGCACUUGCUGUACCAAGGAGACCGCCAUCAUAGUCAGGUAAAUAAACUUCAACUUGGGUCGCAUCUGUCGAUAUCCUGCUGACAAUCCAAGUUCCUGUAAGCCCUAAGCUCCGUACAGCUCGAUUUUGGACACGGCUAGCGUCAAUCUGAAUUGUAGCCUGUAUGCGAAUCUUCGCCCCUUUAUCGGUAAAGGAGUCGAUGGAGAGACGAGCGAUAUCGAGGACAACAGCUUCUUUGGCAUACCGAGUAGCAGCCGCGGGAGCAAAAAAAACCACCAACAGGAUGCCAAUAGAUAUAGCACUUAUACAAAGAAGUACCAGAGCUAUCAAGCCAAGUCUUAUUGGUCUUGGCGUGCCGGCGUCCCGGGCGGCACCCACAUGGUCCACAGGUGGUGAUGAGUCCUCGGUAAGGUUAACAGCAGGGGGAGCCUCUUGAGGAUUGGCCCAGAGAAGUGGUGUCGUCUCUGUGGAAGAAUCUGGAGCAGGAGUUGACUGCUUUCGAAGAGACAUCGAGCAAAAGGUUCGCGCCCGGGGGGGUGCGGAGUGAGAGGGGGUAUGGUACGAAUGAAAUACCGGUAUAGGGGAGAUUGAUCUAGCAGAUUGAAUGAUGGGAGAGGCUCGCAAUGGGGCUGGGGAGGUUGCUGGCUACGGGGAAUACCGUACCGUACAAGAGGGAGGAGGAGGGGUGGUACAAAGGGAAAAGGGC
Molecule: messenger RNA, 4429 nt
Organism: Tuber aestivum (summer truffle)
Lineage: Eukaryota; Fungi; Ascomycota; Pezizomycetes; Pezizales; Tuberaceae
Source: the annotation of a GenBank genome assembly